Messenger RNA from Nanorana parkeri, 1030 nucleotides. RefSeq names its product sperm tail PG-rich repeat containing 1 (gene STPG1). Gene Ontology annotation, molecular function: chromatin binding; histone binding. The record is from RefSeq and is a predicted model, not a curated record. Gene Ontology annotation, cellular component: male pronucleus; germinal vesicle; female pronucleus. Gene Ontology annotation, biological process: epigenetic programing of male pronucleus. NCBI's taxonomy places the organism in Eukaryota, Metazoa, Chordata, Amphibia, Anura, Dicroglossidae. The transcript has 8 exons. Bases 1 to 1011 code for a protein of 336 amino acids.
AUGACGGCAUCCGUCACAACUUUUGUUUUUCAUUUUCUCUGUGUUUUUAUUAUUGUCAUUAAAGGGUUCAAGAUACCUACAACUCCUUCCUCAAUUCCUACAAAAUACCAGACCGUGUUUAUUACUGAGUCAGAACAGAAUGGUUUUAACUCCAGAUCACCGAGAUUUUCCUACAGUCUAAAUCAGAAUGAAAAUCCAGGCCCAGGAUCAUAUAAUGUUGGCAAAGGACUAGAUAUCAACAGUGUCUCUUUAUCAACAAAAGGGACUGGAAGCUUUCCUUCACAGGUACGCAGAAGUUCCUUCUCUAAGGUCAGUCGGACCCCAGCACCUAACUCAUACAACAUUAAAGGUGACCUGUUUGCAAAACAGGAUUUUAACAAAAGCAACUCUAGCAUGUUCCAUCAGCCAAUAGCUACAAACGUGGAAGACAUAAAAUAUCAGACACCACCUCCAAAUCAGUACAAUGCAUCUAUAAAUUAUUGUCAACCCAAUAACAAUGUAUCUGCUCAUGCUGCUUUUGUCUCAAGAACAAAGAGAGAGGCUGUACUGUUAAACCCUCUUAAAGGACCUUCACCUUGUCACUAUACAGUCAACGAUUCGCUAACUAAGGAGUCUUCCAAGGUUCUAGUGUCAUGCUUUAAGUCAAAGAGUACUCGGGAUGUUUUGAAUGUGGCCUUGAAUAACCCAGGACCAGCCACCUAUGACCCAUUUGGAUGCCCUGAAAUAGGAAAGAAGACCGUUUUUCCGAGGAAACAUUACCUUUGUUUCUCAGCUCCUGCAGUACCAGUUCUCAAGGCACCAAGUGUUCCAGGUCCUGGAUAUUAUGAGCUUGUGGACUAUGAGGGACCUCCCAAACAAUAUAUUUCCAGCUCUGCAUUUGUAUCCAACACAAGUCGUUGGGCUGGAGAUGCUUCUGGAGAAGAUGUGCCUGGUCCAGCAUCUUACAAUCCUCGGCACCUAGGAAAACAGUCAUUUCUUUACAACAAUGACCAGAAAUGGAUUCCAGCAUAAAAAAGCAAUAAACCAGAAA